GGCUUACUCACUGGGUAGCCUGAUGCCAGCUCUGCUGCCUGACUGCAGGUUUUGGAACCUGUCAGUGUGGUAGGAACUAUGUAUCCUUGUUCAGACGCGCCUCAAAUGGCCUGGCCUCUGACGAUUGCAGUAGCUGAGCUUCAAACUCCUUGUGCUGCUCCCUCUUCCCGCUCAACUGCAGCAUUCAGAAACUUGACCUUCUGUAGCAGAUGCAUCAGACAGCAGCAGAACUAGGAGAGCAACUACCAAUAAACUGCAAGACAAAAUACAGCUCUCAACAUCUCCAAAGCCAGAAAUGGAAAAUAAAGAGAAUGCUAAUAAAAUGUCAUGGGACCGAUCCAGUGGAACCUCAGAAAAAAAUGUUAUUUUAAACUCUUCCACAGUCACAGUGACAAAUUCUGUAUCGGGCACAAACUAUAAUCCUGAAGAUCAUGCUUGCAAGGAUGAAGUCACUGAAGUAAAAUCUCAACAUGUGUCACUUAGCAAGUCCUUCUUGCAAAUAAAAAGCAUGAAACAGAAGCAACUGAUUGCAGAAAAAGAAAAUUCAAGUGUCUGUCUACCAAAGAAACCAGUGCUUGGUACAUAUCGUGGCAAAGUUAUCCAAUCCAAGAUAAACUCCUUCCGAAAAGCACCAAGAAAUGAGGCAGAAAAGAGUUCUUUGCUAGACAAAAAGCUUCUUCCUUCUGCCACCAAGCCAGCAGCAACGUCUUCAUCCACGAGCAGAUGUAGUGUAGUUCUGAAGACCAUCAAAGGCACAAACAACCCUAAUCCUGUAAAACCAAUAGGUGUCCUUCCAUUCCAGAGCAAACCAUCUGAUAAAGCUGCUAUUAACUCACAGUCCAGUCUGAAGAAAUGGCAACUGACAUCUGCUGUCAUGCCAAAGAAAGUAACAGUUCAAAAAAUGAUGGGCGGAAGGGGAUCACAGCCACCGAAGGCUGCUUCUAACAAUUCUGACUGCAGAGCACUAGGAGGGAAGAAAUGUGCAGAUUUUCGCGAAGAUGCAAGAUCCAAAGCUCCAGCAAAACCAAUUUCUGCUAUUCCCGGUACAAAGUUGGGACAGGAGUCUAAAACUUACAGCAACAGAAAAUCUAUUCUGCCAACAGAGUCAGCAGUAGAGAGAAGAGCUCGCCUGGAUGAAUGGAGGGCAUCUAGAGGAAAAGUGAUGAAGAGACCUCCUAUAUCUGUGCUUCUGGGACCCCAGUCUAAAAGCAAAGAAGAACUAUUCUCUUCUGGUGAUUCUUUAGACCAUGUAUUAUAUAGUGAAAAGGUCAACAAGACUCUUGCGGAAUGUCUGCAGUUAACCGAACAGGGAUGUCAAGGCAAUGAAGUACGUGCCAUGUUGGAAGAUCUGACACAGAGCACUCCUGGGGUUAAAAAGCUUGCAAAAUAUUGGAUCUGCUGUAUGCGUCUUGAACAGAUGGGCCCUCUUGAAAAGCUUCUUGCAGUCUACGAGGAGGCCAUUUUGGCAGGAGCAACGCCUAAAGAUGAACUACGACACACACUAAUAGAUACUAUGAAAAAUACUGAAAGCCGCCUCAAGUCUGAGGAUGUUUUAGGGGAAUCUGUGACAGAAACUCAUUCAAGUGUGGCAGUGGAAGUCAGCAAGGAACCAAAUUCAUCUGUAGAGCAGGUUCAGGAGACCUUCAAGGAUCUUGGCUCUGAUGAUGACCAAAAAGCAGAAAGUGAUGACAAGAAGGCAGAGACUAGCAGUGAAGCAAUCAAAGAAGAAAUGGAUUUAGACUUGAAACCAAGAGAAGAGAUCUUGCCGAAAAAGGCUAAAAAGCACAAGACUAAAGAGCAUACAAAAAAGAAAGGAAAAUGUGAAACAGAAGAGCAAAAUGAGGAUGAGGUACAAGAUAUAGCCCAAGCAGUUAAUUCUCCUGAGAAGGAGAAUGACGCAUCUUAUUUGAGAUGUAAUCCAUCUACCACAGCAUAUGUGGAAAGUGUGAGGAUGCACCAUGAGGCAAAUGACUCCAGUGCUAAAUACCUGAAAAUUGUAACCCCUUUGCGAUAUUCUCAACGCAUUCGGGAGAAGAUGUUCAAGCUGUCGGAUGCUGUUAAAGAUCAAGAUCCAUGUGCCUCUCCUUUUGAACAGCUGGGAGAACUGGAAUCAAAAGCCACUGCAUUUAUCCACAGAGAGAGCAAUGCACUCAAAGAAACAAGUGCUGAAGUAGAAGAGUAAAAAGCAGCAUUAAUGCCACACAGGGGUUAAAGAUUGCAUCCUUUUUAAGGAGAGUUGGGGGGUGUUUGUUUUUAGCAGCUUUGAGAGAGGAGCUAUCUAAAACUUGUGUGGAUCACUUAAGAUGAAAUUUGACUGCCUGAGUCACUAAACUUCUGAAUUUAUAAGUUUCUGCCUUGUUAAAAUUCUGGUAAAUGUGGUCUGGUUUAGUACUUAAACAUCAGUGUCUUCAUUUUAAAUAUGAUUCAUCAAAUAUUGAAUUAAGGACUAGGUUUAACACUUCAUAUAACAGCUUGAUUGUAGUAUAUUGUGAAUAUCUACUGUUUUCAUGCUGCAAUUCCUAUACAUUCUUUAGAAUUGCACAAUCUAACUUUUAGUUUAAGAAACAAAAAUACUAUAGGUGUUCUAAUAGGGCAAUGUCUACUACAGCAACAUUUAGUUUUGAAAACUGAAACGAGCUAGUAAGAUGUACACUAAGUUUAAACUCUUGUAUCCUUUUUAGGAGGUAUUUUAACAAAACUGAGUUUAAUCCCUUUAGUUGCUGGGAUUAUUCAUGAUUAAGUAAUAUCCAUUAGAGUAAAAUCUGAUACACUAAUUGCUAUGUGACUGUUGUGAUGUUGGUUUGCUUUAGUCUGUAA
This is a messenger RNA of Chroicocephalus ridibundus (black-headed gull), 2817 nucleotides long. It is a transcript of the gene CKAP2, whose product is annotated as cytoskeleton associated protein 2. The record is from RefSeq and is a predicted model, not a curated record. Gene Ontology annotation, cellular component: microtubule cytoskeleton. NCBI's taxonomy places the organism in Eukaryota, Metazoa, Chordata, Aves, Charadriiformes, Laridae. Gene Ontology annotation, biological process: negative regulation of microtubule depolymerization. The transcript has 8 exons. The coding region runs from base 296 to 2182 and encodes 628 amino acids.